AUGCUGCGCGUAGAGGGGCUCAAACGAGCUUAUGCCCGCAAGUCUGAAGAGGUAAGGAGAAGCAAACGGGCUGUUGAUGACGCCCAUAAUGUUGCUGACUACUCUUUGUACAUGCAUGGCUUAGAAUCUAAAUCUAUACGCAUGGAACAGGCGGAGAAGGCCAAGGCCCUCCAACAGCAGAUUGAUCAGCUGAAAAACCAAGUUGACCAACUGCAGGCGUCCCUGGAUGAUGCCAACAAAAAGUUGGAGGAACAGAAAGAGCCCCUCCAACGGCUGGGCAAGGCGGAGACUGAAAAUGGCCGCCUUGCCAAAGAGAAUGAGCGCCUGCGCAAAGAGGCGGCUGCUGCCAAUGAGAACUUCAAGGCCACCUUGGAGUCGGAGCAGGAGAGGCUCAUUGAAGAGAAUGACCAUGACUGUGCAAACCGGAUGCAACGGGCGUUUUCCAUCAUCCACCCGGAGGCGGACUUCACCGUUUGGGAACUCGCCUUCAAAUAUUCUAAUCUUGCCAUUCUGGCCGAGGAGGCGAAUGAGCCGGGGCCCGGACCCUGUGACGCUUGGGUUAGGGAGGAGAUUGCGCGACGGCAGGCGGAGGCUGCUGAAGAGGAAGAAGUCGUUCCUGAAGCCGACGCAGCCGCUCACCCUGAUCCAACCCAGAACCAACCGGAAUAG
Messenger RNA from Chenopodium quinoa (quinoa), 669 nucleotides. Its product is annotated as tropomyosin-2-like. The transcript has a single exon. The coding region runs from base 1 to 669 and encodes 222 amino acids. The record is from RefSeq and is a predicted model, not a curated record. Lineage: Eukaryota; Viridiplantae; Streptophyta; Magnoliopsida; Caryophyllales; Amaranthaceae.